GCUGUUUGAAACCACCCAUUGAAACAACUGUCGAAACAAAAUUGAGAAUAUCCGUAACACGUAACAGGCACACGUACAAAUUUCGCCAAGCCAAAGAAACUGUUUUUGAUUUGAUUGCGUAUGUAUAUUUUAAAAAAACCUCGAUUUCGAUAUGGAAUUACUGCCUGAGGAAUAUUGCCAAAAGCCGAUUGUGGAGCAGCAGGUUCCGCGCUCCACUCGCCGUCGGCACGAGCACGAUCCCAUGGUGGCGGCCCAUGUGGUGGUGGCCACUACGGCCGGAAAACCGAAACAGCCCAAGCCAGAGUCAAAAAAACUGCGCAAAAGGCUGGUUGAGUUCGAGCAGGAGAACCAGUCACUGGCCCAGACCAUUCAGGACAAGAACCAGGAGAUCAAUGCCCUUAAAAAGUCUGUGGACUCUCUCAACGACGUCCUGAACUCGGUGCCCAUUGACGAACUGCGUUCAAAUUCCUCUAUUGCCAGCACCAAGAUCCUGGAGCUGAGCAAGAAGAACCGUCAGAUGCGGGCGGAGCUGGAGCAGACGAAGAACCGGCUGGCCAAAAGGGAUAACCAGAUCGAGAAGAUGGAGCGUGACUUGCGCAGCUACGAGGAGAAGUUGCAGGCGAAUCAGGAGCUCCUGAAAAAGGGAACCUCCGCCGACGAGCUGCAGGCCAAGAUCACCAGCAUGCAGCAGAAACUCUUCGAGACCAGGAACAAGAACACUGAACUACAAACCCAACUGAAGCUAGCCCAGAAGUGCCUGCAGCACGAGAUCGGCGAGUCCUGCAACAUCAACAUUCUGGCCAACAAUCUGAACCAGGCCAACUGGCGCGGUCGGGCCCAGCAGAUACUCACCCUGAACCAGAAGGUGCAGGAGCUCAAGGAUCGCCUGAUGUGCUUCGAGGAGAGGGCUGCCGAUCGGGCGGAGUACGCUCCGGUUGCCGUUGGCACUGAUCUGGAAUUGGUGCCGGGCAGUGCGCGGUCGGCUGGAGGUACUCAUCAUGCCGCUAGCUUGGGUGCUGGAGAUGGAGGCGGAAGUGGCGCUGCAUCGUUCGAUCGCUUCACUCCCGGAGUGCGCAAGAGCGAGAUCCUGCACCGAGCCAAGGUGGAGUCGCUGGAAAAGGAGAUAGUCAACCUCCAGGCCCAGAUGGAGGAGCAGCGCAGCAAGAUGUUGGCCCUGAAGGUGCGCAACAAGACUCUCAACGAUGAGAUGGUCAAGUACAAGGUGAAGUUCAGUGAGCUGGAGGAGCAGACGGACUACAACGGCUUGAAUAUGAACACCAUGAACGAUAGGCUGGCCCGCCAGAGGCAGCAGUACGAGGUCCGUUUGGAUGACAUGCGGGCCGAGAUAAUACGGAUCACCGAGGAGCGGGACAUCUCCCGGCGCCAGAUGGAGGAGCUGAGUGGCAUGCAUCUGGAGCUGGAGUCGGUGGUUAAACAAAAGGAUGUGGCUAUUGAGAGUCUUCAGGAGAUGAUCAAGAAGUUGGAGAUGGAUUUGCGGGCACUAUCUGGAGGGUUCCUUUUCUCAUGUCGGGAAUUUCGAAAGGAGGAGUUUGUGGGCAUCCUAGAUGCCCUUGAGGUGGAGAAAAACCAUCUUAUGUUACUGACCAAGUCCCAGGGCGAGCGCCUGGAGGCCGAGCGCACCAAGAACGAGAAUGCCCAGGAGCAGAUUGGGAAACUGAAGACCCGCAUCAUCCGGCUGGAGGCAAAGAUCAGGGAGCUGGAGAAGGAGCUCGAUGUGCAGUCCGACAAGAAGAAGCGCACCCAGCGAAUGGCCGACUAUGCGAGUUCGCUGAGUCGCACUUCUCUUAACGGAUCGAUCAGCUCCUUCAGCUUCGAGAAUCAGUCCCAGUACCAGUCCAACGCCACUCUCAGCUCGGCAGUGGGUGGAAGUGAGCCAAAGAUGGAGGAUCUUAAGAACCAGCUGGAACUGGCCCAGGAGAAGAUCGCCAUGCUGACGGAGAAGCUGGACUACAUCACCGAGGAGAAGCGCUCGGAUGCCAAGCUCUUCGAGGAGACCAUCAGCAACUCCAAGGCCAUUAUCCUGGAAACUAUUAUGGGGGCCCGCCAAGGAGGCACACCCACUUCUACUACCACCCCUGGCCCGGGGUCCAGUGAUAGCAACUGACGGUGUGGAGGGAUGAUUUUUAUUUUGAUUAAUUUUUACGUUACGGCAUAAAUACUUUAUGGAAUAUUCCUAAAAUUUCACUCUAUAAUUACAUAUAUGUAUGCUUCAACAUAAAAU
Drosophila bipectinata is the source of this 2242-nucleotide messenger RNA. RefSeq names its product coiled-coil domain-containing protein 13. Gene Ontology annotation, biological process: cytoplasmic microtubule organization; non-motile cilium assembly. Lineage: Eukaryota; Metazoa; Arthropoda; Insecta; Diptera; Drosophilidae. The record is from RefSeq and is a predicted model, not a curated record. Gene Ontology annotation, cellular component: centriolar satellite.